Molecule: messenger RNA, 1646 nt
Organism: Linum trigynum
Lineage: Eukaryota; Viridiplantae; Streptophyta; Magnoliopsida; Malpighiales; Linaceae
Source: the annotation of a GenBank genome assembly
AAGAAGAAAGAUAUAUUUCCAAAGAGAACAAAAGACACAUUCUCAUCCUUGCUCAAGCAACUUGUAGCAGAGGUCAGAGGAAAACUGAGAGCCAAUUCACGAUGGACGCCCCCGAAGGAACUCAACAGGCACAUCUAGUGCUCGCUAACAAGCUCUUUCUAUUCACCCAUCCCGAUGUUGAAGACAUCGAGAAGGUCCGUCUCAAGGAGGAGAUCUUGGAGGCCAUCAAAAUCAAUGAUAUGGCUCCGUUGUUUGAAACCCUAGUGGGGCAGUCGUUGCUUGAGAAGGAUCAGAACCUCUUGGAUUCGAUGCGGGGUAAGAUAGAGGAGGAGCUGAAGAAGCUCGAUGAAAAGAUUGCAGAUGCUGAAGAAAACUUGGGUGAAAGUGAAGUUAGAGAAGCUCAUUUGGCUAGAUCCUUGUUCUACAUUCGUAUUGGGGACAAGGAGAAGGCACUGGAACAACUGAAAGUUACUGAAACUAAGACUGUUGCCGUUGGACAAAAGAUGGACUUGGUGUUCUACACGUUGCAACUUGGAUUUUUCUACAUGGACUUUGAUCUCAUUUCUAAGAGCAUUGACAAGGCUAAGAGCUUGUUUGAAGAGGGAGGUGACUGGGAGAGGAAAAAUCGUCUGAAGGUCUAUGAAGGCUUGUUUUGCAUGUCUACUCGGAACUUCAAGAAGGCAGCUAGCUUGUUCUUGGAUUCUAUUUCAACCUUCACUACAUAUGAAAUUUUCCCCUACGACACUUUCAUAUUCUACACUGUUCUAACUAGCAUCAUAACCUUGGAUAGAGUGUCCCUGAAACAGAAGGUGGUUGAUGCACCUGAAAUCUUGGCGGUGAUAGGAAAAAUUCCAUAUCUUUCAGAGUUCUUGAACUCUCUCUAUGAGUGCCAAUACAAGUCGUUUUUCUCAGCAUUUGCUGGGCUGACUGAGCAUAUCAAACUGGACCGAUAUCUGCACCCACAUUUCCGGUACUACAUGAGGGAGGUUAGAACAGUGGUCUAUUCUCAGUUCCUGGAAUCCUACAAGAGUGUGACCAUUGAGGCCAUGGCAAAGGCUUUCGGUGUGACUGUGGAGUUCAUUGAUUUGGAAUUGUCGCGCUUUAUUGCGGCAGGGAAGCUUCAUUGCAAGAUCGAUAAGGUAGCUGGUGUCCUUGAAACCAAUCGACCUGAUGCAAAGAAUGCUCUGUACCAGGCAACUAUUAAACAAGGAGACUUCUUGCUGAACCGCAUCCAAAAGUUGUCACGUGUGAUCGAUUUGUAAGGUAUGCAGAAGUAAGCCGUGUUUAGGCUGCGGGGUUCGUAGCGAAGACUAGGAUUGUGCAAGUUGAUUCUGUCUUAACCUUCUUUUCUUUCUUUCUCUUUUUCUAAGAAUACAUUUUCUUUUAUGUCAGAUUCAAAGUUGAAGAGACAAAUUGCCGGCUAAAGCCAAUAUUGGGCUGUUUCUGGUUUUCUUACCUCCUGUGUUUAUGGUUUAUGACUGUCGUUAAUUCCGAACGUUUGAGGUGUGGCAUUGCUAAGACAUGGUGGGGAACUUGGGAUGGAGUUAGUGCAAUGCAGCUCUCUGUGUUGGUUUUUUUUUUUUUGGGUAGAAAGACGGACGCAAAGGCGUCCUAACUAUCAUUGCAAAUAAAGCGAGGUUGGGCAA